Messenger RNA from Bipolaris victoriae FI3, 378 nucleotides. RefSeq lists its product as hypothetical. Bases 1 to 378 code for a protein of 125 amino acids. The record is from RefSeq and is a predicted model, not a curated record. NCBI's taxonomy places the organism in Eukaryota, Fungi, Ascomycota, Dothideomycetes, Pleosporales, Pleosporaceae. The transcript has 3 exons.
AUGUCUUUCAUCUCCCUCGUCACUUUUGGGAUACUUCUCAGCCCAUGCUUAGCAAAUUUUCACAUAAUGAGUUGUGAGGCCGCGGGUGGGCUCGGAAGUCAAACAUAUCAGGAUGCGGCCGCUAUUACCCUAAAUUCUAACACAUAUAACUGUGCCGGACUAUCUAACGCCGCUUACCUCGGCAACUGGAAUGGACGCGGUCAUGCGCCUUCAUUUAUGUCGACAGACCAGGGUAAAACAUGUGGUUACGAUCUCAACUUCUAUUCAGAGGGUCAAAAUUUCGGGUUCUACAAGAGUGGUGGUAACGGCCAGAAAUUGGGUGAUUGUUAUCCGGACUCUGGUGGCGAGUUACGUUGUCCUAUCGUCGCUGUACAUUAG